This is a messenger RNA of Manihot esculenta (cassava), 1423 nucleotides long. RefSeq names its product cyclin-dependent protein kinase inhibitor SMR9. The record is from RefSeq and is a predicted model, not a curated record. The transcript has a single exon. The coding region runs from base 680 to 1069 and encodes 129 amino acids. Gene Ontology annotation, biological process: regulation of DNA endoreduplication. Lineage: Eukaryota; Viridiplantae; Streptophyta; Magnoliopsida; Malpighiales; Euphorbiaceae.
ACUCUAAACCCACGGGCUGACGGGCAGCUGACCGGAUCAUGGAUCAAAGUUCACCACCCAUACAUAUAACAGCUUAACGCCCUUCAAGCAAAUCUCUCUUCUCCCCAUCUAAUCGCUAGGUUUUUGAAGCCUCACUUAUUUUUCCCUCUUUGGUAGCUUUCUCGUGUAGAUCCUUCAUCAUGAGGUAAGUCUUCAUCUGUAUAUCUUUCUUUCUUAGGGUUCUUAGGUUUUGCCAGGACUUCUGAAAAUGUUUGAAUAUUAUUUAUAGCUUUUUUAACUGUUGUGUUUGGUUUGUCAUCUAAGCUGGAUGGCGAUCGAUCUCUUCUAUCUAGGGUUCAUUUAGAAUUUCUGAUUUGGGUCUCGACUCUCGAAUCUCAUUAUUUGAUCGCCAUUUUUAGCGGGUUUUGUUUUCGGAAGUUGCUGUGACUGUGAUCUUGAAAAGGGUUGUUUCUAAAGAGCUGGUCAUCCACUCGGUUUUUUUAUCACUUUACAAUCAAUUUAGGUUGCUUUAAAGCACCUCUACCAUGGGCUUUCCAGUAACAAUGGCUUGUGUCUUAGCAGUUUCUUACCUAUACUAAGUAAAGUUUCUAGUUUGUUCUUGCCAGUUUCAGUACAAUCUGUUAUUGUACUUCUACUCAACUAUAUACUGCCACUUUCCUAUAUAUCUCUCUCCCACAAAAUGGCUCCAUCUGCUACAACAGAAACAAAAGCAAAAACGACGAGAAAACCAAGAAGAACCCAUUACAAGAAGCGGCUGGUGAAGUCCAAGAACAUCCAGGAAACAUCAUUGGUGGAGGAUAUCUCUUCCUCCACCACCACUACCACAAGCUUCAAUGUUUGUUCCAAGAUUGAUGGCUUAGAUUUGGAGGGGGUUGAUAUCUCUACAAGUUCUUGCUCCACACCAAAAGCUCAGAGAUAUCGGAUACCAGAGAUCGUUACAUGCCCACCAGCACCAAAGAAGCAAAGAGUGAUAUCAAAUUGCUCACUGCAAAGGAGACCAAUCGCUUUCUUUGCCCCUCCAGACUUAGAGCUCUUCUUCUUCUUUGCUCUUCGUGAUAUCUCAGUCUAGAAUUUGUUCAUAUGAUAUGAAGAUCAUUUCAAUAUAGUCUAAGAGGUGAUCCUCAUAAAAUCGCUCUCAGAAUUAUAUAAUAGUUUGUGUUUUCUCAAUUUGAUCAUUAAGGUAUAGUAUAAUGGCUAGUUUGAGCUUGCUCAUUUGGGUUUGCUAAUCAAUUUAGCUGGGUUAUUUUCAAUUUGGAGGGUAUACUAAUCACUAAGUUUAGCUGGGGUUGUCCAACUAAAUUUAGGCUUAAUUAUUCCUUUAAUAUUUAUUUCGUUUUUAGAUGUUUUGCUGACUUUGGAGUUUGAAAAGUGAGAUGUAAUGGCUUGAUUUAAGUUUUAAUUGUAAUUGUGAUUGUGAUUGUGA